CUUCCUCUCCUCUCCUUUCUUUUCCCUUCCUCCGUUCUUCCCUUUUCUUCUUUCCCUUUCUUUUCGUCUGCUUUUAUUCCUCUCCUCCUCUGCUCCUUUCGCCCCUUCCCUCCCUCUUUCUUCCUCUCCGGAGCGAAGGAGGCGGCGCCUGGGAAGAAGAGCGAGCGAGGCUCGGGGGCGGGAGCCAGAGAGGGAAGGAGGGGAGGGCCGAGAGAGAGAGAGAGAGAGGGACUGGAGAGCCACCCAGUUGAAGGGACUUUACUUUGGAGGCGCCACCAAAAACAAAAGCAGAGCCCCAUCGGGCCAUGAACGGCUUCGGCCCCGACGAAGUCACCCGAGGAGGAGGAGGGGCAGGGGCAGGGGCAGGGGAAGCCUCCUCCUCCUCCGGUGCUCUGCCGGCCUCGGUGCUGCCGGGCCCUGGGCCGGUGGAGGUCCUGCCACCCCCGCCUCUGCCUCUGCCCCCUCUCCCUCCUCCUCCUCCUCCGCCUUCGCUGCCUCUGCAGCCGCCGGCCGGGCUGGGGCUGGGCUUGGGGCUGGGGCUGGGGCUGGCUCCCUCCUCCUCCUCCGCCGUCGGGAUCCCCUGCUCUGCUCCCCCGCUUCCUCCUCCUCCUCCGCCGCCUCCGGCUCCUGCUCCUGCGGGGUCUGCUCCGCUGGGCGCCGUGGGUCCCGGGGCGGGCCAGGUGUGCUGCCUGCGGGAGGAGGGCGAGCGGUGCGGGCGGGCGGCGGGGAACGCCAGCUUCAGCAAGAGGAUCCAGAAGAGCAUCUCCCAGAAGAAGGUCAAGAUCGAGCUCGACAAGAGCGCGAGGCAUCUUUAUAUUUGCGAUUUCCACAAAAACUUAAUUCAAAGUGUCCGGAACAGAAGAAAGAGAAAAGGUAGCGACGAUGAUGGUGAUUCACCAGUACAAGACGUUGACACUCCAGAGGUUGAUUUAUUUCAGUUGCAAGUAAACACACUAAGAAGAUACAAAAGGCACUUCAAGUUACAGACAAGACCAGGACUUAACAAAGCACAGCUUGUUGAAAUAAUUGGAUGUCAUUUUCGGACUAUUCCAGUGAAUGAAAAAGACACCUUAACCUAUUUCAUCUACUCUGUGAAGAAUGACAAGAACAAAUCAGACCUAAAAAUGGAUAGUGGUGUUCACUAAAUAAGCAAACUUGAGACUUUCAGACCUAAAGACUGUUUUGGAAUGACUGAAGCUUUCUUUGUAACUGGUAUUCAGAUGGAGAAUUCUGAUGUUAUUUUCUUGGGGAAAAUACUGCUCAAAAAUGAAAUUUCCAUGGUAAAAAAUAUUUUAAAUAAAUACUGUUGAUGUUCCUGUG
Molecule: messenger RNA, 1320 nt
Organism: Sceloporus undulatus (fence lizard)
Lineage: Eukaryota; Metazoa; Chordata; Lepidosauria; Squamata; Phrynosomatidae
Gene: SAP30
Product: Sin3A associated protein 30
Exons: 4
Coding region: 306-1145 (279 amino acids)
Biological process (GO): regulation of DNA-templated transcription
Cellular component (GO): histone deacetylase complex
Molecular function (GO): transcription coregulator activity; protein binding
Source: RefSeq, a predicted model, not a curated record